This is a messenger RNA of Purpureocillium takamizusanense, 2679 nucleotides long. RefSeq lists its product as uncharacterized. The transcript has 4 exons. The record is from RefSeq and is a predicted model, not a curated record. NCBI's taxonomy places the organism in Eukaryota, Fungi, Ascomycota, Sordariomycetes, Hypocreales, Ophiocordycipitaceae. Gene Ontology annotation, molecular function: GTPase activator activity. Bases 696 to 2447 code for a protein of 583 amino acids. Gene Ontology annotation, biological process: activation of GTPase activity.
CCUGCUGCCUUUCCUUCCCUACCUGACCUUCCCUUGGUCUCGCACGCCGCGACGCCGUGUAUGCAGCCUGCAUCUCAACGGCAUCUCAUCUCUCCCCCUCAGGCGGGCAGCGGGCUCACGUCCAGCCAGCAUGCGCUCCCUCGAGGAAUCCCGAGCGAGAUGGCAAAGUACUACAAGCCUCAUCGGCGCUGCCGACCUGCAGCGCGCUGUUAGGAACAACGGCCCGUCAAGCCCGUGUCUGUCGGGCUGUCGCUCGAUCUGCUGGAAGGUUUGUGGCCGCAGUCAUGCCCCGCGCGGAGACACAAGGCCUGCAUCGCGCGUGCUGACAGCUCGCCUGCACCCUCAUAGGUCUUCCUACUAUCAGGUGACGAUGGGACACCCGGGGAUUGGAAAGCGGCCGUACGGCAGGGCAGAGCGGAUUAUGCUCAUCGAAGGGCCCAUUUGCUGCGCUUCAUAGAGCAUCCCGAAGCACUGGCCGAGCUCAGCAUUGAUCCCCUGGCCGAUGAUCCCGACGUGAGCCGUCCCUUCGCCUCUUACCUCUUCCCUCUUACUCAGCAGCGAACCCGCUUGCUGACGGAUGGUCACAGUCGCCCUGGAACACGGUGCGCCAGGACGAAUUGAUUCGGGCAGAAAUUCGUCAGGAUGUCCAGCGUCUGCCCGAUGACGCCAACUACCACCAAGACGAGGUGCAAUCUAUGAUUCUAGAUGUUCUAUUCAUCUACUGCAAGACCAAUCCAGAUCGAGGUGGCUACCGACAGGGAAUGCACGAGUUGCUGGCGCCAAUAGUUCACGUCGUUCAGCAGGAUGCCGUCAGCCGGUCCGCCACCACCACGGAGGCUUUCGACGAGGAGAUGCUUGACCAUCUCGAUGCCGACUUUGUGGAGCACGAUGCUUAUAUCCUGUUUUCGCGUCUCAUGGAGCGCGCAAAGGCAUUCUAUGAGAUCAAGGAUGCGCCAGAUCAAGGCCACGCGGAACAGCGAUCUACCAUUGUCGAACGGAGCAAAUAUAUCCACGAGGCCUGCCUGCAAAGGGUUGAUCAGGAGCUCGCCAAUCACCUUCAAAACAUAGAAAUACUCCCUCAGAUAUUCCUCAUCCGAUGGAUCCGUUUACUCUUCAGCAGAGAAUUUCCUUUUGACCAGUUUCUCGCCUUAUGGGACACCGUGUUUGCCAUAGAUCCCUCUCUCGACUUGAUAGAUCUCAUCUGUUGUGCUAUGCUCAUCCGAAUUCGAUGGCAACUGCUGGAAGCGGACUAUUCCGUCUGUCUUCAGCUGCUCUUAAAAUACCCUCCGCCCGAACAAGCGCAUGGGCCCCACACGUUUGUGGACGAUGCUCUGUAUAUACGCAAGCACAUGACAGCGGCAGGGGGCGCUGUUCUGAUACAGAAGUACACGGGGCGAAUGCCAGACCUCUCGGAGAAACCAUAUCUGCCACCGCCAAGCACGGGCAAUUCUCAGAGGACUAGCUCAAGACCCUCGUUGCCAUCGCCGUCCAAAUUUAUCCAACAGCAAGGAAGGGUUGAGUCUCUGUUUCAGGGUGCUGCCAAAGGCGCUAGAGGGGUCCUGGAGCGAGGCGAGAAGCUGGGGAUAAACCAGGCCGUCAGGGAUGCGAUGGUAGAGAUUCGGCGUAAUGUGCAGAACUUCAACGAGUCGCAGCAAGUGCAACACACGCCACGGCAGGUCCUCAGCGAGUAUGGCGCUGUCAAAGCCCUUGCCGCUAUGGAAGGAAGGAACAAACAGCUCGCAAGCCUUCUGAAUGAGGCGGUGCUGGAUCUCAAGACCAUGUCACUGUCCAACGUUGGAGACGGGGACAAGAACCAGGAGUUGCUCGAGGUUGUCGCUGCUAAAAUCCAGUUCGUUCAGGUAUACCUGGAAGACCCGUCCAUGGAGGUCCCUAGCUUCAACGCCGCACCAUCAAAGGAACCGGAAGCACGGCAGCGCGCGACGCAAAAAAGGACUACCGAACCUGGCCUGCAAACAACGGAGUCUGAGAACAGUGCAGAGCCGGAGAGCACUGAGCCGAUGCCGGGGCCGCCGGAAGAUCACGAUGAUGUGCCAGUUACAAACGCAGCGCAAGUGCCGCACGAUGACCUUUUGGAACCGCCUACUCCAGGAGGAGUCCUUGCCUUCAAGACAGAGAUUAGUAGCAAGAUGACAGCGCCAAAACGCCCGGCUGCCAUCCCUACACGCUCGACACUGGCCCAGUCGUCCUUCUCAUGGAUGCUGGAGCCUGACGAGUCGGUCCCGGCUCGGACGACUUCAGCAUCGGGCAGAUCGCCCCAACUUCAGCACAAGAAAAGAUCGUCCAACAACGCUGGCCGUGAGAGGAACGCUUUCUUGUUUGGUGAGAAUGAUGCAGAGUCGGAAAGCAACGGGUCACGAAAGCCCGAUGACAUAUUCGGAUUAGAGCCGCUAGGGAAGCCCCAGGGGACGUCUCAGGGAAAGGCAUAAACGGAGACUUGGAACUGUGUGGCUGUGUGUACAGGCGGGUAAGCCAAGAUGAAUUAUAGAUGGGCUUCACAUACAAGGCGCACACGAUAUUUGCGCCCUUGGGUCGUGUAUAUUGCUGGCUCACUUUCACUGGUAGACGAUGGGAAACAAUAACCAAAAUCCCACCACUGAAACGCAGAUGCGUCACCUCUUGAGCGACUUCUCCCUCACCCAGAACGUUACCAAAAAGGCG